Theileria annulata is the source of this 921-nucleotide messenger RNA. RefSeq names its product 60S ribosomal protein l5, putative. Gene Ontology annotation, molecular function: 5S rRNA binding; structural constituent of ribosome. The transcript is spliced from 3 exons. NCBI's taxonomy places the organism in Eukaryota, Apicomplexa, Aconoidasida, Piroplasmida, Theileriidae. The record is from RefSeq and is a predicted model, not a curated record. The coding region runs from base 1 to 921 and encodes 306 amino acids. Gene Ontology annotation, biological process: translation; ribosomal large subunit assembly. Gene Ontology annotation, cellular component: ribosome; cytosolic large ribosomal subunit.
AUGACUUUCCUAAGAGUUGUAAAGAAUAAGGCCUAUUUCAGGCGAUUUCAGGUCAAAUUCCGUCGCCGCAGAGAGGGGAAGACCGACUACUAUGCCAGGAGACGUCUGGUAGCCCAGGACAAGAACAAGUACGACUCACCAAAGUACCGAUUGGUGGUGAGACUGACAAACAAGAGGGUCAUCUGCCAAAUAGUAUCGUCGACACUAGUUGGUGACAAGGUCCAUGCAUCAGCGGACUCCUCGGAACUGGUCCAUUAUGGCGUUAAGGUUGGACUUACCAACUACGCAGCAGCGUAUUGCACAGGGCUGCUUUUAGCAAGAAGAUUGCUGACCAAGCUCAAAUUGGACUCGCAAUUUGUAGGGAAAGUUGAAGCAGAUGGUGAGCUAUACCACGUAGAGGAAGACGAUAACGAAAGACGCCCCUUCAAAGCACUAUUGGAUGUUGGAAUCAAGAACGUAACCACGGGAAACAGAGUGUUUGGAGCACUCAAGGGAGCAUGUGACGGAGGGCUCCACGUUCCUCACUCGGAAAAGAGGUUCCCAGGCUAUAGCGUAGAUGACGAGAAUAACGGAACCUAUGACGCACAAGCACAUAGGGACAGAAUCUUCGGAACACAUGUAGCAAAUUACAUGGAAUAUCUCAAGGAGGAAGACCCAGAAAAAUACAAAAAACAGUUUUCAGCAUAUCUGAAACUAGGGUUGGAUAGUGAAUCACUAGAGGAUAUGUACGCAAGUGCCCACGAGAACAUCAGGAAGAACCCAGUGCUUCCAACGAAACCUAAACGCAAGCUUAAACACGUCAGAGAAGGAAGCAAGGUUUUGACGUCUAAAGGUUCCUACGUACGUAACGUUAAAAUCACUAAGGCUCAAAGAAGGGAACGCGUUAAACAAAAGAUUUCUCUAUUGGUUAACGAAAGCUAA